UGUAACGUAUAUAUAAUAACAUUCAGCACACAUUGGUUCGAUACGUGAGAAUGUUGUCAAUUUUAUCUCUGAAAAUUGUGUUUCUCCUCUAUUUGGUUAAGGGGCAAGAUAAUUGCGCCGAAACAAAAGCAGCAUGUGAAGACCAAACCGAUUGUUCGAGUUGUAUUCGGGAGCAUCCCUGCUGUGUUUUUUGUUAUGAUGAGGAUUUCCCAGCUCCGCGAUGUUUCAAAAAAGGCAAAACAACAACCUGCAACCAACAGUUUCUCGUAAACAACACCGAAACCAAAAUCGCAAGCAACACAAUUGAAUUCCGGAGCGUUUCCGACGACGUUGACUCAGCCAUUCAGCUCGUUCCCACCGAAUUCAAUGUGACUUUGCGAGUCGGAAAACCGGUUAACUUAACAUUCCGCUACAAACCAGCCGAGAACUAUCCUCUCGACCUGUACUAUCUGAUGGACCUCACGAAAAGCAUGGAAGGCACUUUGAACAAAAUCAAAACACUUGGCCAGAACUUGACCAUACUUUUGGAAACCUUGACAGAAAAUCACCAAAUUGCCUUCGGCUCGUUCAUCGACAAGCCGGAAAUGCCCUUCUACAUGACGGACCCCGAGAACUACAAAAACCCCUGCGGGAUUGACUUUAUCACGUGUGAGCAGGGCUAUCUCUUCAAACACAGGCUAAAUUUUACGAAAAACAUCAACGAGUUCAUUGAGAAAGUCAACGGAAGCCGGCUUUCUGCAAACAAUGACGAUUACGAGGGCGGUAUGGACGCCCUCAUGCAAAUUUUAACAUGUGGUGAGAAUUUCCAGUGGUUGGAAAAGUCGCGGAAAUUGGUUGUGGUGGCAACGGACGGUUUUAUGCACCUGGCAGGUGACGGGCUUCUUGUUGGACACGUCAAAAAAAUCAACAACGAGAAAUGUUUAAUAAACUCGGAGGGAAAUUACCGUUCGAAAAUCCCCUACGAUUACCCUUCCUUGGAGGAGGUUUACCACAAGUUGAAAGCGGAAAAAACCAACGUUAUCGUCGCAGUGGCGACCCCAAAAGCCUACCCCUACUACCAGCAAAUGUCCCAAAUGCUCAAUAACUCGCUAUUCGUGGGCCAGUUGAAAAACGACUCAACCAAUGUCCUAAAUGUUGUCAAAGAAGGGUACGAGGCUUUUGCCCGACUUGUCACCUUUUUUGCCAACACUUCCGAAAUCAGGCAAUUGCAAGUCGAUUUUUUUACCGACUGUGAGGAUAAUGGUGAGUGGGUGAGGGGAUCGAUGUGCUCAAAUGCCAGGAUUGGGAAGGAGAUGACUUUCAAGGCGCAAUUGAUGCUGAAGGAGUGUCCCAGUCAUGAUUCCCAUACCAUUUAUGUGGAGGAGAACAACAUUUACGAGAAAAUUGCCAUUAAUUUGAAUUUCGCGGGGUGUAUGUGUCAUUGUUCGAAUAUGAGGAAAGGAGCGAAGUGUGGAAAUGGGUUUUGGGACUGUAACAAGUGUACUUGUGAGGAUGGGUGGACCGGAGCGACUUGCACCAACCGUUGCGAAAACAACCACGAGAAGUGCCGUUCGGCCACCAACGGCCAGGUUUCCUUGACUUGUUCCGGCUUUGGCGACUGUGUUUGUGGCAAAUGCAAAUGCUACUUCCCCUACACCGGUUCCAUAUGCCAGUACAAGUGCCCCACCGACAAAAACGGGCAAAUUUGCAGCGGCCAUGGCGAGUGUGUGGAGAACGGGCAAUGCGAGUGCGACCCCCAAUACAGCGGCCAGGACUGCAGCUGCUUGGAGUCGCACGAAGGGUGCAGCUAUUCCGAUGGCAUUUGCAGCGAAAAUGGAAAAUGCGAGUGCAACAGUUGCAACUGUGAGCGAGGCUAUUCUGGGCGUUUUUGCCAAAUUUGUGACCAGUGCAAGCAAAUGUGCGCUGAUUACGACUUGAUUGUGGCCAAAGGGCACAAUGUGACGAAAGGCGGGCGAAGGAUUGUGCUUGACUCAGUUGAGGAUAUUCCCGAGGAUGAACGCAACUGUCUGACGAGGUUUACACGGGAUGAUGGGGAAUAUUGUGAAGUUGUUUACAAAAUACAAAGCGUGAAGAGUGAUUUUGUGAGGAUUAAAGCAAUGCCACCUCAGUGUUACAAACCAGUGGCUGCAAGCGUCUACGUUGGACUUAUUAUAGGCGCUUUAUUAGUAGCAGGGUUGCUUUUUAUUCUGGGCUGGAAGGCCAGGAAUAUGAUACAGGACAAGAGGGAGUACAACGAGUUUGUCAAAAACCGACAAAUGAACCAAACGAACGAGAAUCCUCUCUACAAGUCUCCGCUUGUCACGUACAAGAAUCCAAUGCAACAAGUUAGGGUUCACGAGAAAACUAACUAGGGGACUUUUUUAACAGAAAUGUUCACCGUAUUUAUUUAAUGGUGGUAGUGUAUCUGCCGAUUUUUUAUACUUUACACGAAAUCAAAAAUUUGUAAAGAAGAUGUUUUUGUUGUACCUACUUUUUUAUAUUAUACAACAUCAAGAAGUUUUUCAAAA
Messenger RNA from Tribolium castaneum (red flour beetle), 2507 nucleotides. RefSeq names its product integrin beta-nu. Bases 51 to 2351 code for a protein of 766 amino acids. The record is from RefSeq and is a predicted model, not a curated record. Gene Ontology annotation, molecular function: integrin binding. Gene Ontology annotation, biological process: cell adhesion mediated by integrin; cell migration; integrin-mediated signaling pathway. Gene Ontology annotation, cellular component: cell surface; focal adhesion; integrin complex. The transcript has 6 exons. Lineage: Eukaryota; Metazoa; Arthropoda; Insecta; Coleoptera; Tenebrionidae.